ACCGCCGAAAAAUCACCACGUCAGCCCUACACAUUGUAUUCUUCCCCUCUCCUUCUUUCUCGUUCUUUUCCUCCGCCGCCUCCUGAGAGGCGCUGUUUUCCUCUCCCACUUUCUGUUUCUCCUUUCUUCCAAACUGUUGAUUCGUUUGUGCGAGGGAAAGCGGGGGGCGUAGCGUCACACGUCAAAAAGUUUUUCGAUCGCAAAAGUUUGACGAUUUGAUCGUAGUCAUCGCACGGCUCCAAAUAUUGCAUCUUUUGAAUGGUCGUUAUUCCCCUUUAGCGAUGUUUCUUGAGCCGUCGUGCCGUGACAAACAUAUGCUGGGCCUCAGAUGAGUUCCUGAAUCUGUGAACGAGCCGUCAGAAAAUGCCGACGGCAGAUCUUGGAAGCAUGGAACGACAAAUGGAGCCACCUAACAGCAUAGUGCAGGUGCGCGACAAACCAAGUAGCAGUUUUGGCUCUGUCGAAAUUGAUCUGGAAUCCGAUGCUGACAUCAGGCCCCUCGUUACGUUCCGGGAGAAGUUGACAGCUGUGCUCCAUUCGACGAGGUUCCAGGUUGCCAUUGUGAUACUGGUUGUCGUCGACUGCCUUCUGGUCAUCACAGAGUUGCUGGUGGAACUAGAAGUCCUCAAGUUACAGGAACACAGCAACAUUGCACCAAAGGUGAUCCACUCAGUGAGCAUCUUCAUCCUGAGCCUCUUCCUGGUGGAAAUCUGUGCCAAGCUGUAUGCCUACCGACUGCGCUUCUUCCGCCACAAGUUGGAGGUCUUUGAUGCCAUCGUGGUGAUUGUGUCCUUUUCCCUGGACGUCGCCUUCCGCAACCCGGAGUCGGCUGCCAACGGAGCCGGCCUCAUCAUUGUGCUCAGGCUGUGGCGAGUGGCGCGCCUGCUCAACGGGAUUGUGCUCACUGUGAAGUCCCAGGCAGAGCGCCAGCUGGCCAGGGAGGGCAAGUUGCGGGAGAAGCUGAUGCAGGACCUGCUGAGGAACCGUGACUACUGCAAUGCCCUCGAGCAGGAGAUCGACUCCCUCAGGGGCCUACUGCACAGCCACGGGGUCAAGGACCUGCCACCCACUGCGGUAGUGCAGGAGCCGCCCCCUGCCGCCACCGGAGACGCCGUGCUGCCGCAGACGACGCUGGUGGAACGUUGACGCCGACGUCUGCGCCGCCGAGCGCUUGCGGGAAGUAUUGUUAACGUCUGUGUGUUUCGAGAGGGGUCGUCGGAAACGCGUCGGUACGACGACUUUGGGAUGGACGGCUGCGUUGACCAGUCGGAGACGUGCCUGGAGCACGACUCCAACUGUCAUGUUUGCCGCGUCCUCAAAAGUUGUCCCUUAAUUUCCGCCCAAUGACGUUGUAAAAGUGCCGCAGUGUUUCAUCUGCCGUGAUCCUGGCGGCAGCGCGGCGGUGGGCGUGGAUGCAGCGGACGUCUGUUCCCCCGUAGCUACGACACAAGCGGGGCAAUAGCGUCUACUGCAAUGCCGGUGUUGCCUAGGGCCUUGAAAACAAGAAUGAGAGUGUGUGGAAGUUGUGGGCCGUGUUACAAGCAGUCGCACAUCUUUUAUGAUGUCAUUAGAAAGUUGGCUGUGUUAUAAUUUCCGUACCGCCAAGCGGAAUGCUUUAAGGGCGAGGCAGAAACGUGUUUAGGGUGCCUCGACCAAGUGCAAGCUUUAAAGUGCCAUUCAUCAUCGACAUCAUCAUUACUUAUUUUCUCGGGGUGCCAGAUGGGCUUUUCUAAGGUCCGUUUGGAGUUUUUCUCUUAUUAGUGUUUUUCUCCGAAAACUUGCCACUGAUAGGUUUAUAUAAAGCGCAUCCAAAUUCGUACCUAAGAAAGAAUUAGAUUUUUUCCCCAUGUCUUCUACGAAUAUAAAUACCUAGAAGACUGGACUUGCACUUUGCGGUGCACAACCCAGUUAACCCAGUGCAGAAUUAGCGCCCUAUCAUCCAUGUUUAUACCAUGCAUGAGAGUCUUCCACUAGUGCUUCUAUACUCUAAAUUGGACAAAAUGAACAGGCAGUCAGCCCUAAAUGAACUGUGAACUAGAGAUCAGAUUGGGCCAGAAUUUUAAGGCCUGACCCAAACAUGGCACGAGUCUUACUAUGGUUGGCAAAUUUCGGCCUGAGCCCAACUGUUAUUGUUAAGACGAGCCCUACCUGAGCCCAGCCUGAACAUGUUGUAUGUCUGGCUCCCAGGAUUUUCUGAAACGGAAGUCAAACAUACAACAUGUUCAGGCUGGGCUAAGGUUGAGCUAGUGUUAAAAAUAACAGCCGUGCUCAGGCCAAAAUUUGCCAACCUUAGUGGGAUUCCUGGGGACGGUCAUUUCUGUCCCCAGGAAUUCCUGGGGACAGAAAUGACCGUCGUACAAAAACAAAAAAAAGAAGCGAGGGAGCGCUUGUUGGAGAUUGAAACCGUUUUUCCUUUGUUGUUAAUCUGAUGCUGAAAAACUGAGCUAUCCUUCAAGAAGAAGAAAAGGGUUCAUUCGUUUUUCUUAUUAAAUUAAGUAACAGGGACAGAAAUGACCGUCGUACAAAAACAAAAAAAAGAAGCGAGGGAGUGCUUGUUGGAGAUUGAAACCGUUUUUCCUUUGUUGUUAAUCUGAUGCUGAAAAACUGAGCUAUCCUUCAAGGAGAAGAAAAGGGUUCAUUCGUUUUUCUUAUUAAAUUAAGUAACAGUGCACAUAGGUCUGGAAAGAAGGUUGAAAGUUUGACGAUUGCGCGGGCAAAAAUGGUCCAGUGAUUUAGUCUUUUGCUGAUGUUCGAAACGACACAAUACUGUCUGUGCUAGUACAUACCUCUGGAAUUCUGUUUUGUGUAUAUUUUGACAGCGGAAAGUUUGUCAGCCCAGAGGGCAGUUGGUGUCUCUGCUAUAUAUGAGAAAUUUAGCUAGUGCACUAUAGCACUGCUAGUCUGGGUGCUUUGGCCACAAUAGGGCGGAAUGGGUUCUCAAACUCGACCACCAACAGUUUUUAGACAUAAACUUCACCUCAGACUCGCAUGGCACAAUUCACAGCAAAUUUAGCAAAAUGUUUGUGCCUUUAGUUUUAUAUUUGUUUUAACAGAAACGUGAACAAACCACGUUGUGUUUACAUUCAGGAACACUGCCUAUAACCAUUGUGUGAAUAUCUGAAGACUGGAUUCAGUUACAAAAUUUCACCACUUCUAUUGUCGGUGACAGGUCACUAGUGAAGUGGAAGCUCCUCCCACCUCUUUCCACUUCAGCAAAGUGAAUGCUGGAGAGGAGGCAACCUUCUGUCCAUCGUCCGCUCUGCAGCCAAAGUGGAAAGAGGUGGGUGAGCUUCCACUUUACUCUUAAUCUGUCACCGACUGUAGUGAAUAAAAGAAGGGAGCUCUUACUACACCCAGUCAUUUGUUUUGUGUGUAGGUGAAGAUUUAGGAAAAUGGAAAAUUUGUGUGAAACAUGUAAUGCCUGCGGUGCAUCACCGGUGCGGUGACUUUACACAUUAUAACUUGCACUCGCUCUCCAACACUUUCCGCAUCUUCAAAGAUGUUAUGAGGGAUUAAGUCGGGUUGUUGGGCCUAGACAUGUCCGAGCCCGUAAAGCGCGCCCACAUAUUGGCCCGAGCUCGACCAGACAAUCUGGUCGGGAUCGGGCUUUUGGGCUUGCCCAGACCCGCACAGAUCUCUACUGUGAACGACACUUCUAA
Messenger RNA from Ixodes scapularis (black-legged tick), 3659 nucleotides. RefSeq names its product voltage-gated hydrogen channel 1. Gene Ontology annotation, molecular function: voltage-gated proton channel activity. Gene Ontology annotation, cellular component: plasma membrane. NCBI's taxonomy places the organism in Eukaryota, Metazoa, Arthropoda, Arachnida, Ixodida, Ixodidae. The record is from RefSeq and is a predicted model, not a curated record. Gene Ontology annotation, biological process: proton transmembrane transport. Bases 364 to 1146 code for a protein of 260 amino acids. The transcript is spliced from 5 exons.